Molecule: messenger RNA, 1080 nt
Organism: Heterostelium album PN500
Lineage: Eukaryota; Evosea; Eumycetozoa; Acytosteliales; Acytosteliaceae
Gene: rpa43
Product: RNA polymerase I subunit
Exons: 3
Coding region: 1-1080 (359 amino acids)
Biological process (GO): DNA-templated transcription initiation
Cellular component (GO): RNA polymerase I complex
Source: RefSeq, a predicted model, not a curated record
AUGGAAGAAUCACAAACAUCACCAUUUCAAAUAGUGACAGUCAGAUUAAAGUUGAUGUUGGCACCAAUCAACAUUGGCAAUAUCAUCAGUGGUGCCAAGUCAGCACUCGACAGAUUGAUAUUCAGAUACAAUAAACAUCUCAAAGCAACCAUUAUAUCAUACUUUAAUUUGAAAUUGGUUGACAAAGAGGUUUCCAAUUUCUAUGACAGUCCAUUCUUGAAUGUACCAAUCAUCGUCAGUCUAAUGGUAUUCCGUCCAUCUAAAGGCCAAUUAAUUCACGGAAUUGUAAAGAGAGUAUCAUCAACUCAUUUGUCAUUGUUGGUAUUUGGAGUUAUCUCUGCAUCGAUUAUAAAGGCUGAUUUGCCAAAGGAUUUACACUAUGAUCAUAGUUCAAACACUUUUGUAGACAAGAAUAACAGUGCCAAUUUAAUUUCACUUGGCACAAAGAUUUUAUUUAGAGUUAAAGAUGUUUUGACCGAUAAGAAUUAUAUAACAAUCAAUGGACAGAUGACAGAUUCCGAUACAUAUAUUACUGGACAUGAAGAGAUUAAAGUAGAGACACCAAAGAAACUAAAUAAGAAUCAACAACAACAACAAAAGAAUGUAAACAAUAAUAGCUCCGAUAUAGUAAAGUUUAAUGAUGAAGAGGAGGAGACUACUGCAGUCAGCGUCGAAGAACCAUCAUCUACAAAAGCGGAGAAGAAAGAUAGCAAGAAGGAAAAGAAAGUUAAAUCCGAUUCAGAGUCAGAGUCGGAAUCAGAAUCAUCAGAGUCAUCAGAGUCAGAAUCAGAAUCAGACGAAAAGAGUAAAAAGCAAAAGAAGAAUAGUAAUAACAAGAAAGAGGAAUCAAAGAAGAAAUCAAAGAAAGAAGAAUCAUCGGAAUCAGAAUCAUCAGAGUCAGAGUCAUCAUCCGACGACAAAAAGAAAAAGAAGAAACAAACAACACCAAAAAAGAAGACAAAAAGAAAAAGAGAUCAAAGGAUGAAAGUAGCGAUGAAAGUAGCAGCAGUAGUGAAGAUGAGAAAUCAAAAAAGAAAAGAAAGAGUCAUUAAUCCUGAUUUCUCAAUUUUUACCAAUUAA